UUCAUGUCCUUCUUGCCUCCUAAGCAGCCCUGGAACAUCCCCCCUCCCCACCCCACGGCAUUAACUCCUGUCACUCGCCAUUCUCUCAGUUGAUAUGUUCAUCUUUUGCACUCCUCCGAACUCCAAAAGUUUGCAAGCUCUUUGAACGCUCUUUCAGGGAUUGAUCCGGUAAGAAAAGAAAAAAGCACCGAUGUUACCCAUGUCGCAGCGCUGUCUGUAUCUAAUGAAACCAGCAGCGGGAGAACAACGACUACCCCUGCUGAAUUUCAAAGAAUUCUCCAAGGUCAGCAUUCGAUUUAAAUUAUAUUCUUAGCUGGCUACUUUCCUCUCCCCUGCAGGAAGGUGGGCAUCCAGAGGCUUGGAGAGAACACAAGCAGAGGCGAGAGCACAGAGGGACACAGAGGCUUUCCUUGGAGACACAGUACAUUUCAGAAAGAAACGUCCCCUGAUACAGCUAUAUGCUUUAAUGAGGCUCUGUGUUGCACGCUGUAGACGUCUCGCUAUUUGCCGCAUGCAAAAGACAAGCCACAGCAAACUGGGAAAGGGGUGUGUGGGAAGCCACAGCUGGGAUCCCUUCCUCUUCCUGUCUGCAAAGGCAGGGUGGAUCCAUUGCUUGCGGUACUCGCCUCCGUCUCCCCGCCUUGCCUAUUGGUUCGCUGCGUUGAUGCUUCCUCCUCCCCUUGGAAAGAGCCACUCAGUGGGUUGAUGGAUGUGAUGUUGCAUGCUAGGAUUGGCCAUUCCAAGUGCCUGAAAGAGAAUCUUCCAAGUCCCGUUCAAAGCUCCACCCACGACGUUACUACUGACUAACAACUGUUCAUGUGAACACUCGCUUGUGCAAAAGAUUCCAUCUUGGCUUUCUUCUUGUGGCCUCCUGUUCUAUGCAAGCUCUGUUAUCUUUCUCCAGGUGUGGUUUCUGGGUCUUUUGAUGAAAGUUUGGCACUUUUAAGGCAUUAGAGAUCUGGAGCUGUUUGCAGUUUGGUGCUCAUUCUUUGUUGACUAGGCCAAAGCAGAAAUGCCACAUACCCCUCGCCAGCGCUUGCAGCCUCGAGCUCCAGUUUGGUCAGAGAAGGAAACCCGGGAUUUCCUUGCCCUUUGGGGUGAACUUUUGAUUCUCAGGUGGAUCGAAAACCGCCCCCCAAACAGCGACAUCUAUGAGGACCUCUCUGCCCAAAUGGUUGCCAGGGGUCAUGAGCGCAACGCUUCACAGUGUAGGAACAGGGCCCGGGAUCUGAAGCGAAGUUAUCGGAGGGCCAAGGAUGCACAAGUAUGCGCUGGUGCAGAGCCAGUUUCCUGUCGCUACUUUCGAGAGCUGGAUCAGAUGUUUGGCGGUGAGAUGGAUGGAGUAGCCAACCGAAGCCUGCCGAACAUGGAUGGGUCCACCCGAGUUGUUGUGAAAACUGAAGAUGCGGAAGACAUGGAGGCCCAAGGCUCUGAAGAAGAGGGCAACCAAAUGACCCCACCCAACACCCUCUCGAGCAUGGACCCCGACACGGACACUGAAACAGAACCGAAUUUGGGACUCUCACGAGAGCUGGUGGCCACUGACCCAGAUGUGAUUGAAACCAGAAUAGGGGAGGAAUGUCCCGAAGACAAAGCAUUGCCUUUAUAUGGACAACCAGUUGCUGGCCCCAGCGAAGAUGGACACCAUCCUGUUACUGGCAGAGGCAGGCGAGAUAAUCCCCUGGGGCGCCCCCUGACAACAGCAGAGAGGAUGGCGUCCAUGCGGGAGAGGAAGAGGCGGUCUCAUGAAGAAAUGAUGCACGAGAUCAUGACUGACUACCGGAGGACCUGGGAGACCAUGGAGGCGCUCCACGAGAGGGGCGAAAUCAGCGCAGGGGAGUUCCGGGAGGCCAUGCUGAGGGAAAUGCUUCUGGACAGGGAAGCCAGGACACGGGAGGCCCAACUAGAUCGUGAAGCAAGGGCUAGGGAGGCCCAGUUGGAUAGAGAGGCGAGGGCCAGGGACAACCAGCUGGAGAGGGAGAUUAGGAUUAAGGAGCUCAACAUGAUUGAGGCAGAGCUUCAGCGCACCAGGGAUAUCCUCCAUCCCAUGGUUGAUGCCGUGGUGUCUGUUGCAGAGGCCUUGCGUGCGACGGGCAGUAUACAACGGCAGCCUCGCCAGACACAGCAAAGUGGAGCGGGUACCUUUUUGGAAUUGGAGGGUAGCAAAUAAUUCCCCACCCCCUUUUUUUGGCAGCAGUAUAUAUAGUUGGACAGAAGGAGGGGAUAGCAAGAAGGAGACGGAGUGAGAAAAUGGCUCCCUCAGGAGUUCUAAACACUACAAAUAAGCUGCGUUAUUCUUCAGGAAGUUUCCUCUUGCCUUGUAACAACAAGCUCAGCUGGAUUUUGCUUGCCUUCCGCUGCCCCAGUUUGUCCACAAGUUAGAGAUAUCAUGUAAUGUGGUGUGAUUUAAAAAAAAAAAUGGUUAGAAAAAGACUUAACCUGUUGCUCCAAAUCUGUACUUUUCCCACAGCCAAGUCAAGGACUGGGGAUUGAGCAACUUGUGUUACCUGGUGGCUGUCUCUUGGGCAAUGUUUUGCUGCACGAAAACCUUGAACGCAUAAUUCAUUUGGGUAUACCCAAACGGGAGUUUUCGGUGUUUGUACACAUGUGUAUUAUUCAUAGCUUGUUCCUUUUACCAAAUGCAGAGGAGGGACAACAGGAAAGAGCUCUCGCCUUCAAGCCUUGCUUGCAGACUUCCCAUAGGUGUGUGUCUGGUCACUGUUACAGGCAGGAUGCUGGACUAGGCAGACUGUUGGUCUGAUCCACGCUUUUCUUAAUAAGGGUGGGGCCUCUCCCCAGUAUGUAAACAGAGGGCAUGGCUUUCCUUGGAUUUAUAAUGUUUUGAGUGUGUGGGUUGAUGUGUGAUAUUGUACAGAUGGGGGAAAUUUGAGGUGUCUUGUGGGAAAGUGGCCUGAAAGCAGGGUUGUGUGGCUGUACCCUGAGGUUGCAAAGCAGGCAGUGCCGGGGAGUGGGGGGGAAGGACCUGUAGCCCACUAGAUGUUGUUAGAUUCCAACUCCCAUCAGCCCCAGACAGCAUGGGCAGUGCUCAGGGGCAAUAGGAGCUAUUGUUGAGCAACAUCUGGAAAGCCACAUGUAGUAUCCCAAGAAGCUCAUAAUUUCCUUAUUUUUGAAAGGGCACAAUCUAGGCCCAGUAAAGCACUUUUAAGUCCUGAUUAUUGCAGUGGGAGGGAGCGGUGGGGCAGAUGUGGGGAGGGUGCAUCCUUAACUUUUCCCAUUGAGAUCCUUGGACAUUUUAAAGGAAUUAACUUUGGAUGUGUUGUACCCCAAGAUUUCUAUCCCUUAAUGCUGUGGAGAUGGACUUCAGUGUAUAGCACUCAUGCCUAGAGAAUUCUCAAGAGGCCACAGGAGGGAUGAUGAGCAAGAUUCCUAGGUAUGAGCUAGGUAGGGAUCAGUGCCACACCUAGAUUUUUGCCUCUCUUGGUGACUAGCUGAAACAGAAUCAGCUGUGCUUCAUCAUCCAGCACGUUCAUUUGUUUAAUUAAUAAAGGCAAUGGACUUAUGCUUUUCAUGGCCCAGAAUAGUUGAUUCUCCUUUUUUCUUUUUAACCAAGGCUGCAUGCAUUCUCCCUCCCAGUGGGAUGGGUAAAAACCUGGGGUGCAGUAGGAAGAACAGUUAAAAAGCAAAUGGCAGGCAGCUGACUUUUAUUGGCUCACUUUAGUGCAUUAUUUGUAAGGCUGUAUGAAAUGUUCUACAUCUGUAGGGUCAGUGGUACCAUGCAAUGGUACAUGCAGCAUUUGAUCAAGUCAGAAUUUGAUAGUGUUAAGAAUUUCAGCUUAAUUUAAAAAAGAAAAACAGCCAAAAACCAAGUGUCCGGUUCUAAUAGUGGUUGCUUGGAAAUCAGUGGUUUAUGGGGGCUUGCUAGACCUUUCCUUGAACAUGGUUUUACCUGCCCUCUGUAGUUUUCCACUUCUUUUCCCCCAUGCCGUUUCCUGUCUCCCUGUCUGCCAUCUGAUUCCUUUCCAAAUCCUUUCCCACCAAAUUCAUUAAUCCUUUAAUUUUGGAGCUUACAAAAAUUAGGAAGUGGGGGCAAAUCUUUGUAAGCUGUAUGAAUGUAGUCAGAAUGCAGAAUUUGAAUUUCUGUGUAUUUGUGUGUACUUGGAUUAUUUAUCCUUUUGCGUGUGGCUGUAUAGAAUGACCACCACCCUCAAGAUUUCCUCCAGAAAGGCACUCCCCCAAGAAUGGCCCUCUGCUGCAACAUAGGCCAAGCAGCAUUAAUUUUAUAUGUUUACGGUAGACCUACAUGUUACAAAUGGCAUUCCCGUGUCAAGUUUCAUCCCUCCCCUACUGUAAUAUGUCACAUUUCUACUUUAUCUAAAGCAGUUACUGGAGAACAUGAGGAUGCUUUUGUGCUCACGUCUCUAUUUGUGGGCUUCCCAUAGAUAUCUGGCUGGCCACUGUGGGAACAGGAUGUUGGACUAGAUGGGCCUUUGAUCUGAUUCGGCUUCAGGGCCCUCCUUAUGUUCUUAAUGUCUCAAGUUCAACUUACCAAAUGUCCUGACAUGACAGUGUGUAUUUCCCCAUUCUCCCUUUCCACAACAUGUGCUUGCAGGCUGUAGAAAGCUCAUAAUAAUGGCAGCAGGAUACAGGGUGAGUAGACAUUGGUGGGGGUGAGGGGCAGAUUCAAUAACAUAGGUAGGGAUGCCUUUUUUCACCAACCCUCCUGUGCUCUUUUAAACGUUGUCCUGUCCCAAGGUGACAACAUUCCAGCCCGAUAUCCAUUUGCCAUGUUUGUACCCAUGGCCCCUUGUAUACACUGUUCAUGCUGCUAUUUGUUUGGUUCACAUGCUCUCGGGGAGUGGCAGGGGGAGAACAUCUUACUUUUAUGGACACAAUCUACUCUGACCUUUUCUGCCAGCAACACUAGGGAGUUGUAGCCACCAAUAUAGUUGGCUCGUUCAACUCAGUAUGUCAAAUACAAUCUUCUUCUGUCCCCCCUGCCCAGAUUGGUUCCUUCUCACAGCCAUCUGUCCACCAAAGGUCUCUUGCUUAUCUACUCUUUUGUGGUCAACAACACAUCACCACCACCCCUCUCUUUCAAGGACUGGUGUAAGGUUACAUUCCCCAGACUGCUUCCUUCUUGAUCUCUCAGUGCACCCUUCAGUCCAAGGAGAUAAAAUCUUUGGCCCUCCAGGUGAUGUUGGAUUCCAUCUCCCAUCAUCCCUGACCAUUAGUCAGGGCUGGCACCAGGCAUGACUGGGCCCUUGGACACCAGUCUGCUCCAGGCGCGCAGUGCCCACACACACGCCCCACCUACCUCUCCAGUUGCCUCAUAUGAAUGCUAUACAUGCUGUGCAUGCAUGCCUGCCAUCAACCUAGAUGGCAGCAGGGGUGUCAGCCCCUUAGGGAAGCCUCCGCCACGAACUUGGUUGAUGGCAGGUAUACGCACGCAGUGUGCUCAGCAUUCACAGCAUGGGAGAGGUAGGUGGGGUGUGCAUGUGGGCUUACUGAAGCCCGCAUGGUCUGUAUGGGAGGGCUGCCUGAGAGCUGCCUCUCUGCAAUCUGUGGCAGGGCUGGGAAUCCACACAGCCAUGGGUCGUGGAACGGGAGCACUACCCUCCCACCCUAGGGAGGGGCCCUUCAAGGGCCCUCAGCCAGGGCCCGACCUGGAUGUCCUCUGGCACUGGCCCUGCUAUUGGCUAUGGUGGCUGGGCCUGAUGGGAGUUCGAAUCCAACAAUAUCUGGAAGGUUGCAAGUUCCCAUUCUGCUAUAGUCCCUUUCCUCAGACUCUGACUGUUCUUCUCAUCCCCUUUUCAGAACCCUGCAUCUUAACCCACUGCUUCCUCACCACCUUUUAGCCCUGCAUAUAAGCUCUCUUCCACUUGACUUCUGACUCUCUUCCACUUGACAGUUUCCCUAUCUACUCAACCUUGUUGCCUCUGCUCCAUUUAUUUUCCUUUGUCUCUGUGUGGCCUUUCCUACUGGCCAUUCACUUCCUGCACUGCAGCUGCUUGUUUUGUUCUCUUGCUGACAUCUUCACUUUGAGCAGUUAGGUUUAUAAACAUUCUGUGAUAUCACAGCAGUUGGGCCAGUGGCUAGGAAACGUUGUCAGGUGCUAUCCAAUCCACAAGAUUUUAGUCUCAUAUGUCAUGGGAAGGCACAUCAUGCUCUCUGCGAAGAAUUGUGGUGGAAUCAACAUUCCUUGAAUCAAUACUUCACUGUCUCUUUCACUGCUUAUUGCAAAGGAGGAUAAAGAUUGGGAAGGGGGGUCAGUAAGAGACACAGGAACAAAGGCCUUUCUUUUUUGGGGGGGGGAUAAUUUGCAACCUUGGAAUUGCCCUUUCAUCAGUGGCAUGCAGUCAGCACUGACAGAACUGCCCAGGAACUUAGCUCUUACAAAGAUAUUAAACUAAUUUAGGUUUAGACUUAAUGCAGUCGAACAAUGAGACUUGCUAUCUAGUUUGUUUUUUGAAUGUGAAUAAACUGUUUUUAUCUGAACAUCUUUGUGUGAAGGAUGAUUUCCAGCACCCCAGCCACAGUUUAAGAGGUAUUAACUGUGAGCUCAAGCACAGGUUAUGUCCAGACAGCUCUAAUUUAGGGUGUAGGGUGUAGUUCUUUGAAGUGCAUCACUCAUGUUGCAGAAGAUCACUGUGUCCCAAGACACUACUAGCUAACCUAAAGAAAAUCCUGUUUCUCAGUUGCUCUAAAGCAGAAGGACUAAUUCCCUUAUGGAAGGACCCAUAGAAGAUCAGAGCAGCUAAUUUUGUGAUGGGUGGGAAUACACAGUAGGACUUUUCUAAUAAAACAGCUGCUCCAAUCUUUCACGCGUCUCUAGUGAUGUGGGUUUUCUGGGAAAUUUUGUAUGGGGAAAUGUUCUGGAUAAUUUGCAUUGUAAAAUGUUAAGAUGCCCUAGUUAAGAUGCUCUAGGCCAGUAAUGAGAAACCUUCAACUCUCCAGAUGUUGGUGAACUGUAAUUCUCUGUUGGUCAUGUUUGCUGGGGCUGAUGGGAAUUGUAGUUCAGCAACAUCUGGAAGGCCAAAUGUUCCUCACUCCUGCCCUAGAGAGUGAUCUAAUUAGCAUGUUUAUUCUACCUUAGUAAAUAAAGCUUAAACAAAAACGUUUUUUGUCCCAAUACACCAUAAAUGUUUCACCCAAAAUGUUUGAGAGAAAUUAAAGCACACUUGAAUGUUAUAUUAUGUAGAUUUUUUAAAUACUGUAAACAUUCAAAGACAAUAGCCUGUACUUACCUUACAUUGUUUAAAUUUAAGAAAAAGAUGUUAACAAUCAAUUUUAGCAACGCAAAGAACUGUGCAUUAUAUGCUGGCUCAUGUACUUACUAGGGAUAAUCACCUGAAAAACAUUGAUUACAACUUUAAAACUGCCCAGCUUGCCUAAUAUUGUACUUGCAAUUGGCAUCCAUUCAUUGUUACAAAUGAACAUAUGAAACAAAAAAAUUUCCAUUGAAAAAUAA
Molecule: messenger RNA, 7429 nt
Organism: Rhineura floridana
Lineage: Eukaryota; Metazoa; Chordata; Lepidosauria; Squamata; Rhineuridae
Exons: 2
Coding region: 1013-2170 (385 amino acids)
Source: RefSeq, a predicted model, not a curated record